AUGUGGCGCUCUGAUUUCAUUAACGAAUAUGCUACCGAUCGUUCAUCGGAAUUAGUUUUGUCUGUAAAACCACGCUCACCUUCCUCUGUGCAGAGCUCGUCUUUUUCGUCUACGGUUAGUGAUAAUGAGCUUGAGGGGUCGUUUACGUCGAGGCCAUCUUCCUGUUGUUCAACUCAGCAAAAUCCUGGCGCCGGAUCUGUAACUCAUUCGAAGCUUCUUAUGAAUUCACAAUCCACAUCCUCUCCAGAAAAAGCGACAUCUGUUAACAAAGUCUUUGACAAGCUCGGAGCUAUUCGAAGUCGCCGGAAUGAUAACGAAGGCGACAGUGAUGAGGAAACGAUGGAUGAAGACAGCAACUGCAGCUCUAACGAAAUUUCUGGCUUUAGUUUUGGGAACGGUAUUUCUGUUUCUAAAAGAAAUAGUGGAGGUUUCGGUGAUGUACCAUGGCGGUCUCCCCACGACUCUUCGUCAACAUCAGCUGAUGGAGGAAGGAAGCUUUCUUUCACUGGCAGUUCUUUUCGAAAGACUACUCCUUCUCCUUGCACAUCUGGCCGUUCUUCACCCAUUCCUCGGGUCGUUUGUGCGGCAGCUCCCCGUUCUCGUAUUGCGAGCAUUCGACGUGAAAGCAACUGUUCGGUUGAAACAGAGGCUGCUCAUGAAAAAUUAGUAAAAACUGCACAGCAGGUUUCGGCAACGUUUGACGAUAUCAGUAUAGCGGAUGGAGAAAGAAAAAGAACACAUUCCUUAUCGGAACCGAUAUCUAUAUUAACGAAUGCUUUUUUACCACAUAGUUGUUCUCCCUCGCCAACUAGGCCCGCAGAAAUACAAAAGCAGUGUUAUUCCCCGUCUACUCAGCAGAUAGUACGCAAUAAUAUUACUUACUCUCCAAGUCCCAGUCCAACUCCUAGUCCAACCAGGCGAAUAAUGCGAAGUUUGAGUCCUAUUGUUUCUCGUCAAAUUACGAAAAGGCGUUACACUUGUUCAUCUGGAAUAGAUGGAGAGGGUGAUUCAAGUUCCAACUCAAAGAGGGUCUGCCAAGCUCCUACACUAAUCUACAGUUGUUCAUCGCAACCAGUGUACGAGCGUAAUGCUGCGUAUUCUGUUCCUUCAGUAGAAACUUCUUCAACGUCUUCUCUGGACAGUCUGAACGGGUCUUUUUGUACUCCUCGCCCUCCGUCAAAACCAUCUGCGGAAAGUUUUUUGGAGAGGCAGAAAGCAGACCAAGCUUCUAGUGCAAUGGAUUCAGAUGAAUGCAGUAGUGUCACAGGCGGAGAAGAAUUUGUUGCUGAAACUUUUAACACUCAUCCUGUUUUGGAAACUGUUAAAGAUAGUUCUUCUGUACAGAAAACUUUGAUUGGAGAAGAUCCUGAUUCUGUUGUGGUUAUGGCUGUUGAUAAUUCUUCAAGUGAACAUUGA
This is a messenger RNA of Enterobius vermicularis (human pinworm), 1416 nucleotides long. Lineage: Eukaryota; Metazoa; Nematoda; Chromadorea; Rhabditida; Oxyuridae. The record is from the annotation of a GenBank genome assembly.